GCACACCAGAAAAUAACUCAGCCGAUCUGAGCAUGGCGUCGGGUCAUUUGUGCAAGCUGCACGGUCUCUUAACGCGACUUUCUACCGGCACACAACUACGACAUGCACAAACAUGUUUGGUGCCAAUGCGACUGAAGUCCAGUGUCAGUGGUCCUUCACUUGAUGCCCCUAACUGUAAUGUGGAAAUCGGUGUGACUUCAGAUGGGAGAACCAUAGUGUGCUACCAUCCCACUGUGGACGUUCCCUAUGAGCUUACCCAGCCUAUAGAACAUCCAGACCCCCUGACCCAUUCGGUUGAGACCCACGACCAGAUUCUAAAGGCACACCUCAGCAAAGAGGUGCUGAAGGACCAAAAAGGGCCCACUAUAGAGGAGCUAAGCAAGAUGUUUUUCACAACCAAACACCGCUGGUAUCCAGUAGGACAGUACCACCAGAGACGCAGGAAGAAGGAUCCCCCAAAGGACAAAUAGUUGAAGGCCAAACUUACAAAACAGCAAAUGUUGUUUUUGUUUUUCUCACAAUAAUGUAUAAUAAACUGUUGAAUAUUA
Molecule: messenger RNA, 548 nt
Organism: Anoplopoma fimbria (sablefish)
Lineage: Eukaryota; Metazoa; Chordata; Actinopteri; Perciformes; Anoplopomatidae
Gene: mrpl42
Product: mitochondrial ribosomal protein L42
Exons: 5
Coding region: 33-470 (145 amino acids)
Cellular component (GO): mitochondrial large ribosomal subunit
Source: RefSeq, a predicted model, not a curated record